Molecule: messenger RNA, 651 nt
Organism: Guillardia theta CCMP2712
Lineage: Eukaryota; Cryptophyceae; Pyrenomonadales; Geminigeraceae
Exons: 7
Coding region: 1-651 (216 amino acids)
Source: RefSeq, a predicted model, not a curated record
AUGGCAGCAGACAGGAAGCUGCUGGGAUCGGGAGCUGGUGGAGCUGGAUCCCAGCGAGACCGCACAUUCAAUGAGCGAGACAGCCUGGAAGGAGCGCAUGCAGUGCAAAGCGAGGAGAGCAUCGACUGGACUGCUGCCCUCAUGCCACAACUGCUGGAUCUGAGAAACGAGAACGCGAAGCUGUUAUCGAUAUGUAGAGAUCAGGAGCGGGAGCUGCAGCAUCUUCGCUCGUCGCCACAUGAUUCCUUCCGACCCAGAAGCUCCAACGCCUCCUCCUCCGUCCCGCAGGACAUGAAGGAUGGAAAGAUCGUGGAGCUGGCGAAGAAGAACCGUUCUCUCAACGUAGCGCUAGAGAAGGAGCGAGCCAAGUCAGGGCGCAUGGCGACAGAGCUGAAGAGGAACAGACUCCAAGUUCUCCUGCUCUGUGCUGGGACUGAGUGGUUGUGGAACAGGGUGCAGGAGGAGCUUGAGGAGGUGAAGAAGUCUGGGGGAGGAAGGGACAUGGCUGGGAUGGAUGCGAGGAGUCUGCCGGCGGGAGCGAACAAGGAUGGUGGAGGAGGGAAGCCGACGCUUGCGUUCGGGUCUAAGUGGGAGGAGCCCAAGGAGGAUGGGGCGGAUCAGAGCCCUGAACAGAAGGUCAGGGGAGGGUGA